UUUAAUGUUUCAAAUAACAAAAACGCGUUAGUAGUUUUAAAUGAAUGUCAAAUAUUCGAUUUAAUUUGAAGUAGCUUAUGAAGUUUUAUGAUAUGAGUACCACUGUAAAUUAUUCUAUAGUUUUUAUUAAAAUGCUAACUUGUAUUUUUAUUUUCAAAUGUGUUUUCGUAACUUUAAACGCUAUCCCAGAAAUACAAGAACCUAAUUGUGAUACUACAUUCCUCAAAACAUACCUGAAAUUAUUGAGCAAAAUUAAUCUUAAAUUAAAAGAAUUUUUGUUUUACAAGUAUGAUGAUUUUUUGGUUUUUGUUAUUUAUUCAAAUGAUAUGAAAUAUCUUGAAAUGCCAUAUCAGGAAGAUAUAACAUUCAUAAAAAAUAAGGAAUUAAGUUUAAGGAACUUAAAAAGAACACUAGAAUCUUUAGAAUGUCUAUAUGGAUUUUUAACUCUUCAUAUUUUUGAAAUCAUCAGAAAAGAAAUAACGGAUAUGGUUAGGGACCCUAAUAACAGAGAAGAAACCUCCAAUGACAAAUUAACAUUUAAUAUUAGUAUUUUAAAAGAAUUUGUAAUUAGAAUGAUGUCAAUUUUUAUUAAUGGAUACUUUAAUAUUAAUUCAUGGCAAUAUGAAUUUUCAUUAAAAAUUAUUAAAAUGGAACCAUUAGAAUCACAAGAACUAAUUGCAACUGAAGAAGCUUUAAAAUUAUUGGACGACAAAAUACUAUAUUCAUCAAUUUAUAAGUUUUGCUAUGAAUGUCAAAAAAAAAAUUACUUACCAGCAUCCCUAAAAUUCUUUGAACCGGAUAUAAUUCAAACUGCUCUUAAACCUUUACCUUUUUAUAAUUAUCUCAGUACAAUAAAAUCUUGCUAUUCAAAUUUUUUUGAAAUUAUAAAAAAAAAUAAAUUUUUAGACUACAAACGAAAAAAUGCUUAUUUGUUGAUUACAGAUUAUGAGAAGAAGGAAAGUAUACCUGAUGUGGAAUUUGAAAUGAAAAAACAAAAAUUAAUUGAAUCUUUAAAAUUAAGUGAAUCAGAAAUUUAUUCAUUAGAAAGAAAUACAAUUGAUCAUAGCAAAAGUGAAAUGUGGAGGAAAAAUUGGGGUUUAAGGUUGGCUUCAAGACAUUUUGGUCGUGUCUGUACUUUACAACCAACAACUUCUAGAGAUUCUACUUUAAAAAGAAUAUUGUAUUCAUAUUCAACAUUUUUGAUGCCAAAUAUAUCGUCUUAUAAUCCAAAUCCUGGCAAAUUGUAUGGCAUAAAAAAUGAAAAAUUAGCUUUAAAAGACUUUGAAAAAAAAACUGGGAAAAAAGUAAAGCUAAGUGGGAUAUUUGUCGACGAAAAAACUUGCUUUUUUAUAGCAAGUCCAGAUGGAAUAAUUGAUGAUGAUGGCAUUAUAGAAAUUAAAUGUCCGUAUGGAGCUCAAAAUAUGACUAUUCAAGAAGCAUUUAAUCAUGGUAAACUAAAAUUUAUGUCAUGGAUCAAAAACAAAGAUAACUUCCAUUUAAAACGUGAUUCAAGCAUUUACUAUCAAAUUCAAGGACAGCUUCAUAUAACAAAAAAACAGAAAUGUUAUUUUGUUAUUUGGACUGAAAAAGGAAUGCACAUUGAAAUAAUUACUAAAAAAGAUACAUUUUGGGAACAUAAAAUGGAGAAAUAUUUGAUUGAUUUCUACAUGAAUUACAUGGUUCCAAAAAUUAUUGAACUUCAAACACAAUUUGAAUUAUCCAGUGAAUCUAAAUAAUUAUAAAUUUGAAAUUACAUUUGUAACAAUGUAAAUAUAUACAUGUGUUCAUCAAUGAUU
Molecule: messenger RNA, 1796 nt
Organism: Daktulosphaira vitifoliae (grape phylloxera)
Lineage: Eukaryota; Metazoa; Arthropoda; Insecta; Hemiptera; Phylloxeridae
Exons: 5
Coding region: 78-1736 (552 amino acids)
Source: RefSeq, a predicted model, not a curated record